Messenger RNA from Hyaena hyaena (striped hyena), 1967 nucleotides. RefSeq names its product calcium-responsive transcription factor-like. The record is from RefSeq and is a predicted model, not a curated record. NCBI's taxonomy places the organism in Eukaryota, Metazoa, Chordata, Mammalia, Carnivora, Hyaenidae. Gene Ontology annotation, biological process: regulation of transcription by RNA polymerase II. The transcript has 13 exons. Gene Ontology annotation, cellular component: nucleus. Gene Ontology annotation, molecular function: RNA polymerase II cis-regulatory region sequence-specific DNA binding; DNA-binding transcription factor activity, RNA polymerase II-specific. Bases 158 to 1306 code for a protein of 382 amino acids.
CCUGAAACCACCAGAAUUCCAUGAUGGAGCCAAUAAUCCUUCACAUUCUGAGGAAGUGGAAGAAUGACACACUUGAUGGAUUUACAUUAAAAAGGUACAGAAGUUUCCUGAAUACAGAGUUCCUACAGACCCCAAAAUUGACAAGAAAAUAAUCCGAAUGGAGCAGGAAAAAGCCUUUAACAUGCUAAAGAAGAACUUGGUAGAUGCUGGUGGUGUUCUUAGGUGGUAUGUACAGUUACCUACAAAACAAGCUCAUCAGUAUCACGAGUUAGAGACUUCCUGCCUUCCUUUGUCACCUUCCCCUUUCCCUGUGUCUUCUCUUGAAGAAGAGGAAACUGCAAUUAGGGAUGAAAAUUGUGCAUUACCCUCACGUCUCCAUCCUCAAGUAGCACAUAAGAUUCAAGAAUUAGUGUCACAAGGAAUAGAACAAGUGUAUGCAGUAAGGAAACAGCUAAGAAAAUUUGUGGAAAGAGAACUGUUUAAACCUGAUGAGGUACCUGAAAGACAUAAUUUAUCCUUUUUUCCAACUGUAAAUGAUAUUAAAAAUCACAUCCAUGAGGUACAGAAAUCGUUGAGAAAUGGAGAUAAUGUCUAUAACUCAGAGAUUAUUCCAGCAACGCUUCAAUGGACUACAGAUAAUGGGCAUAUUCUCAGAGAGACUGUGACAGUUACAUUUGCAGAAGGAAAUUCACCAGGAGAAUCAAUUAGCACCAAAGUGGAAACAAAUCAGACAAGGGGUUCUUUGUCUCCAGAGCCAGCCCACUUGCUCUCUUCACUUUCCUCAUUUCAGCCAAAAUUAUUUACUCAACUGCAGGGUUUGCAGUUGCAACCAAGAUUCACUUCUCCUGAUGGAUCACCAACUCUGAUAUCAGUAAAUAACCACCCUUCCUCCAGUCCUUCAAGACUUCUGGAUUCAUUAGAAAGUACUGUAAUGAAUAAUAAUUCUCUACUGCUUGGUCAAAGUCAUAGCCUUCAAGCAGAUACAUGCCUGACCCCAAACAAUAGCAUUAUUACCUCUACCAUGGGUAACCUUCCAGGAUCAGAUCAAAAUCUGGCUGCAGUGGACCAACUGGUGCAAGUUGGAGAUGUUGAGGAUACAGAGAAUAUGGAAGGAAGUGUUCAUCGGAUUCUGUUGGGAAAUGUGCAGACCAUCCCAAUACAAAUUAUAGAUAACCACCCAGCUAUUAUUGAAGAAAAUCCAGAAGGUACCAUUUCUGUGAACCAAGUUAAGCAAGAACCCAAAGAACCAGCAUUGUCUAUGGAAGCAAAAAAAAUUUUGGACUGUAAGAAAUUAUCUACUACAUAAAUUAUUGAAGCUUUACAGGAUUUACAACUUGGGUGACUUACAAUGUCAUAAAAAAGAAGGUAGAAACUGGAACUAUCAAUAUUUUCAUGUUAUUUUGGAGGUAUUUUAAAGGAGCCAGCAUUUGACGGUCAUGGACUUAUCAAAAUCUGGUCACGUUGGAAACAGCAUGCUUUUCUGAGGCCCUUUGAGCCUCCUACACAGGGUUUCUCCAAUGACUGGUAAGAAAUUGUUGCACCCAGGAGGAUACAUUGAUAGGAUGCUGAAAUGGCCCUUAAAAGCAGAGCUUCAGCAUUAACUCAGAGGCAACAUUCUGAAAGGAUAGAUACCGUCCUUGAAGAGGUUAUUUGGUGAUAUUUUUAGGAAGAUAGCAUUCAACAGAUGAAAAGGAGCCAUCAUUCAGAAAGCAGAAGGAGGAGCUUCACAGGUAAAAGUAUUUUCACAGGAAAUAUCUACAAUGCAAAAUUGAGAAAUGGAUGCUGGUAAAAUAAGUCAUUUAUGAGAUAAAUAAAAUAGUUGUGAAGUAAUAGAAAAAGCAGAGGACUAAGUCUGCCACUUACUUAGCUGAAUUAUCUUAAGUGAAUCACUUCAUUUCUCUGGCCCUCAAUUUCUUCAUCUGCACCCUGAGAGACUGAAAUUGAAUGAUAGAAUUCAAUGGUUAUAU